Molecule: messenger RNA, 684 nt
Organism: Racocetra fulgida
Lineage: Eukaryota; Fungi; Glomeromycota; Glomeromycetes; Diversisporales; Gigasporaceae
Source: the annotation of a GenBank genome assembly
AUGUCCCUAAUUCAGACUGAACAAGAAGUACUGGUUAAUACCAGAGGUGGUGGAGUUUAUAUCCCACCUUCUAGAUUAAAAUUACUGCAGCAAAAAGUUACAGAUAAAUCAAGCGCAGAGUACCAACGAAUUACCUGGGAUGCCCUCAAAAAAAGUAUCAAUGGACUUAUUAACAAAGUUAAUACAUCAAACAUCAAAAAUAUUGUUUUUGAAUUGAUAAAUGAAAAUUUGAUUCGCGGUAGAGGACUUUUUGCAAGAUCAAUAAUGAAGGCACAAGCUGCUUCACCACCAUUUACACCGGUUUAUGCGGCAUUAAUCGCUAUAAUCAACACUAAACUACCACAAGUUGGAGAAUUGGUACUUACUAGGUUGAUUGUUCAAUUCCGUAAAGCAUAUAGAAGAAAUGAUAAAACAACAUGUCAUGCCACAACAACAUUUAUCGCACAUUUAUGUAAUCAUCUUGUAGCUCAUGAAAUUGUUGCGCUACAAAUUCUUGUGCUUCUUCUCGAGAGUCCAACAAGUGAUUCAGUUGAAGUCGCCGUAGGGUUUAUUCGAGAAUGUGGAGCACAUUUGGCAGAAGUUUCACCAAAGGCGAAUAAUGAUGUUUUUGAUCGUUUUAGGGCAAUUUUACAUGAAGCAAAUGUUGAAAAGAGAGUUCAAUAUAUGAUUGAAGUCUUAUUUCAA